UAUUUAUUUACCCCUUUCUUUUCUUUCUUUUAAUUAUUAGAAUUAGUGAUUGUAUAGUUAGAUUCCCGAUACAUUCCACUUGGUGGCGGCAAUGCGCUGUACAGUUGUUUGUCAACCGCCAUAAAAUCACGGAGAAGAAGAUGAUGCUUUAGAAAAUAGUGGAAAAUAACGUGGCGCUGUUUGUGUGACAACGGAAGAAGAAGUCAGCUGGCUGCAUUACGAGAAACAUGGCGGCCCGCACACGGUUGCCCUUGCAGUCCCUACUCCACAAAAACCUGCCUUCCCUCAGAAACCAGAGGCUUGUUCACACCGAGGCGGCGGCCAAAGAGCCCGCCUACCCGCCCGUGGUGCCCUCUCUCACGGCUAAGAGUAAGUCUGCGAGGCGGCGGCAGGUCGAGGAGCGGGUGGAGAAGAUCCGCGCCGCCGGUGUGCAGGACAAGCUGUCACUCCUCACUCGCAUCCAGCGCAUGAAAUAUGUGGUCAUCCCGCAGACUUUCGCUCGCAACGCGGACAGGUGGUACCAGCACUUCACCAAGACCGCCUACCUGCCCGGUCUGCCGGACAGGUUCAGCGUCCCGGCGGGGAGCGGCGGAGACCCGCAGCCCGGAGCUCCAGACACUCACACCGGUGUCGGAGAUGAUGCGUUCACGGACAUCCGCUCCCUGGUGACCCAUGCGAUCCUGCAGGAGAAGUGGUACAUGAAGAAGGGGAGGCCUUUCCUGUAUAAAGAGCAAGAGCAUGUUUUUGGGCCUUUUCUGAGGAACCUGGUCACUGGACUCACCAACACCCUGGCCAAGCACAACCCACUGCUCCAGCUGUCAUGUAUAGAUAUUAACCCCCAGGUGAACUUCUAUUGGUCGAGAGGGCAGAGGAUCAUACCAAGGGGUCACCGGGGAGGCCGACCAGAGCCAGUCAGGUUCCAGGUUGAUGACAAGCCGCACAGUCAGAUUAGGAUAACUAAACAGCUUCCACAGUUCACGACGAUGGAGGCCUCGUAUGCAGCCGAAGUUCCAGAAAUCCCGUUUUCUCCCAGCCAGCUGCCUCUGUUCAGGAGACAGUAUGACAACAAUAUCUUCACAGGUGCCAAAGUGCCGGACCCGGCGUGUUACGGUCACACCCAGUUCCACCUGGUUCCUGAUCGGUACCACAGGGAGCGCAUGGCCAGGCGGCAGCAGUCUGACCAGGUGGAGGCCUUCCUCAGAGCCAACGGCCUGGCCAGCCUCUUCAGCUGGACCGGAGCGCAGGCCAUGUACCAGGGCUUCUGGAGCCGCGAGGACGUCAGCAGGCCGUUCGUGUCCCAGGCUGUGAUCACAGACGGUCAGUACUUCUCCUUCUUCUGCUACCAGCUCAACACCCUGGCCCUGUCUGUGGACACGGACGUGGACAACCCCAGGAAAAACCUCUUCUGGGGCACGGACAGCCUGCGUCUGUACGAGACGGUGCAGGACGGAGAGGUGGUGGGCCUGGACGACGGCGUCCUCAAGCUGCUGGUCCAGUUUCUCAUGAACAGUCCUUAGAGAUCUGUCAGACGUCCGGUUCCUGUCCCCCGUCCCAAAAGACGUCUCGUCGGUGUCUCGCCUUCGCUUCUCUUUGAAACAUCUUCGAGAUCCUCUUCAGUGUUUUUGAAGGCGUUGAAACGUUGAAUAAAUCAUGCAGGACCUUUGAAUUCAGCUCAGCAGAGACAGAACGUCGUCCCAGAUUAUAGAAAAUGUAACAUCUGUAAAAGCUGAAACAUCUGGACUGAGCUGUGCCGCGUGGUCUUAAUAUGUUGGAAAACUGAACAACAUACGACAAACUCCACUGUUCAAGUGUCACUGACUAUUAUUGUGCAGAAUGUAUUUAUGCAAAGAUAAAACCAUGCUUUUCAAAUGGA
Myripristis murdjan (pinecone soldierfish) is the source of this 1873-nucleotide messenger RNA. RefSeq names its product mitochondrial ribosomal protein S30 (gene mrps30). NCBI's taxonomy places the organism in Eukaryota, Metazoa, Chordata, Actinopteri, Holocentriformes, Holocentridae. Gene Ontology annotation, cellular component: mitochondrion; mitochondrial large ribosomal subunit; ribosome. Gene Ontology annotation, molecular function: structural constituent of ribosome. Gene Ontology annotation, biological process: translation. The record is from RefSeq and is a predicted model, not a curated record.